Molecule: messenger RNA, 1357 nt
Organism: Castor canadensis (American beaver)
Lineage: Eukaryota; Metazoa; Chordata; Mammalia; Rodentia; Castoridae
Gene: Mansc4
Product: MANSC domain containing 4
Biological process (GO): epidermis development; extracellular matrix organization; epithelium development
Cellular component (GO): plasma membrane
Molecular function (GO): serine-type endopeptidase inhibitor activity
Source: RefSeq, a predicted model, not a curated record
AUGCAGGUGGCUGUGGUGGCAGCAGACCUGCUGUUGUUCCUGAGCAUGGUGUGGCUGUCAGACUCUCUCUGCUCACCCACCAUUUUCUACAGAGACUGCUGGAUCCGUCGAUUCCCAGGUCUGCUCAUUGAGCUGCAGGAAUCUCAGAAGCUGGGAGCCCAGUUCUUGAAGUAUUACUCUGAGAGCACUGGCCAGAAGUGCAGCAGGAGCUGCUGUCUUAGGAAGGACGUUUCCUGUAACCUGGCUGUUUUCUUCCAUGAUCCGAUUCAUGACAAUGUCAACUGCCUCCACAUCCACUGCCCCACGUUGGAGAGCUGCAUAUUAGAGCCUGGAACCGGUGCCAUUCUGUACAACAUAACAGAUGGUAAAGAUCCAGAUUUGCUGGUUUUUGAGCAAUCAUCUCCCUCUGAUCUAAAGACCCACUCUUCAUCUGGUAGGUGGGACAGACUAAGGAUCCUAAAAGCUAUGAAUUUAGACAAACAACAAACCACCAUGCUCAACCACAUGCUGCCAUCAAUAGAGCCUCCAUCAUCAACUACACAUCAAGAUUUGGUUGCAAACACAAACAAUACUGGUUAUUCCAAGGAAUUAACCACAGAUUUGGGGGCAAAAUUCAUUUCCCUAAAUGACCCCAUUACCACCAAAGUAAAUAAGGAAUCACGAAGUACUGACUUCAUCAACAAUCCAAACAAUGAAACUAUUUCUACUUUCUUUGUGCCCACAGACACAAAACGUUCUCAUGUGCCUAUCCCAUCCGGACUCAACAGUAGCAAACAAUUACUGAACAAAACCAAGGGGUCCAACAGCAGAAAUCACACGUCUGAGAAUGAAGAUGAGACACCUGGUGGGGCAUCUGUGACCUCAAAGACCUGGCUGGCUUCUCUGGCCUUGUGUACCGCUGUCAUCUUCCUUUGCUGUUGUGUAGUCAUCCUGGCAUUUGGAUGCUGUCGGAAGCAACAGGGCCAGUAUACACUAGGACAGAGAAAGUCAGGAUCGAGACAAAGUAAAAACUGCAAUACAUUGAGGCAGAACUCUUUAAAAGUUGGAGUGACGUUAUAACAUUUCAAGGGUUUCAUUUUCAGUUUUCUGUAAGCCAUGGGGAAUUUGAUUAAAAACAUAAUUAAUUAUCUAGGAUGUCCACUCCUACCAACCUCUAAAAAGGCCAAUGCUUAGUAAACGUAAGUCUCACUCCAGCAGUUGUCAUUUAGCUCCGUGUCAGAGAUAGUUCUAAGUGCGUUAACUACCUGCACACUUACAACUCUGCAAGAUAGGUGGACUGUUAUUAACCAUUACCAUUGCAUAAUACUGUUAUCACACAAUUACUAUUGCAUUUGACAGAUGAGGAAACUGAGGUGAA